AUGGUCGCCGACAAGUUCGAGUCAGGCAAGGGAAAAUUGGAGUCGGGCGGUCCCAUCACGCAGGUUGAGCCUCAACCGGCGAGCAAUCAGUACGAUGUCGAUUAUGAAAAGCACGGCGCCAGUCGGGAAUCAAACCCGCUGCCCGAUCUGAAGCGCAAGUUGAAGAGUCGUCAUCUGCAGAUGAUUGCUAUCGGUGGUACAAUUGGUACAGGUCUGUUCAUCGGAAGUGGUACGGCCAUUGCAAAUGCCGGCCCUGUCGGUGCGCUCAUCGCCUACAUCUUCGUCGGUACCAUUGUGUACUCGGUCAUGUCGGCAUUGGGUGAAAUCGCAACGUACAUCCCCAUCCCCGGUGCUUUCACCUCGUACGCGGCCCGUUUGAUCGAUCCCAGCUUGGGUUUCUCCAUGGGUUGGAUCUACUGGUUCUCAUGGGCGUCAACCUUUGCUUUGGAGCUCACCGCGACCGGCCUCAUCAUUCAAUUCUGGGAUGAAAACAUCCCAAUCGCCAUUUUCAUCGCCGUCUUCUGGGUCAUGAUUGUCAUCUUCAAUAUGUUGCCUGUCGGAUUCUACGGAGAAAUGGAGUUUUGGUUUUCGAGUAUCAAAGUCCUCACUGUGAUCGGCUUUAUGAUCUUUGCGAUCUGCAUGAACGCCGGUGUGGGUAAGGAGGGUUAUAUCGGUUUCCGCUACUGGGUGAACCCCGGUCCGUUUGUGCCUCACCUGAUCGAGGGCAAUCCGGCUCUCGCCAAGUUUGUCGGCUUCUGGUCCUGUCUGAUCCAGGCCGGUUUCUCGUACCAGGGCACUGAGUUGGUCGGCAUCGCUGCGGGAGAGACGGAGAACCCACGCAAGACUGUGCCGUCUGCCAUCCGCAAGACAUUCUUCCGCAUUGUCUUCUUCUUCAUCCUGACCAUCUUCUUCAUCGGUAUCGUGGUGCCCUCGGAUGACCCCGGCUUGGUCGCCAGUGGUGUCAGCGCCUCCAACGCCAACGGCUCGCCCUUUGUCGUCGCUGCUCGUCGCGCCGGCGUCAACGUCCUUCCUAGUAUCAUCAAUGCCGUCUUGUUGACCGUGGUGCUCUCGGCUGCCAACUCCAACGUCUACAGUGGUAGCCGUAUCCUCAUCGGUCUGGCUCAGGAGGGCUUUGCCCCUCGCAUCUUCAAGCGCACCAGCAAGGGCGGUGUGCCUUAUUACGCGGUCGCCUUCACCGCCCUGUUCGGUCUCCUUGGUUUCCUGAAUGUCUCCAAUUCGGGCUCAACGGUGUUCAACUGGUUGUUGCAGAUCUCCGGUGUUGCCGGUUUCAUCACCUGGGCCUCCUUGAACGGCUGCCACUUGGCGUUCCAGCGUGCUCUCAAGGCCCGUAACAUCUCGCGUGAUAUUCUGCCCUACAAGGCGAUCCUGCAGCCCUGGCUGUCGUGGUACGGACUUUUCUUCAACUGCCUGAUCAUUUUGACCCAGGGAUUCACUGCCUUUAUUGGUGGUUUCCAAGUGGAGAACUUCUUCAUCAGCUAUCUCAGUUUGAUCCUGUUUGUGGUGUUGUAUCUCGGUCACAAGAUCAUCUUCCGUCCCGCCUUUGUCAAGCCCAUCGAAGCGGACCUGGACACCGGCCGAACCACUGCCGACAGUGAGAAUUGGGAGACUGUCGAGCCUACCACCUGGUACGGCAAGAUGUGGCAGUGGAUCAGCGGCUGA
Molecule: messenger RNA, 1680 nt
Organism: Penicillium diatomitis
Lineage: Eukaryota; Fungi; Ascomycota; Eurotiomycetes; Eurotiales; Aspergillaceae
Product: putative arginine transporter
Exons: 2
Coding region: 1-1680 (559 amino acids)
Biological process (GO): amino acid transmembrane transport
Cellular component (GO): membrane
Molecular function (GO): amino acid transmembrane transporter activity
Source: RefSeq, a predicted model, not a curated record